Messenger RNA from Saccoglossus kowalevskii, 1432 nucleotides. RefSeq lists its product as uncharacterized. NCBI's taxonomy places the organism in Eukaryota, Metazoa, Hemichordata, Enteropneusta, Harrimaniidae. Gene Ontology annotation, biological process: regulation of transcription by RNA polymerase II. The record is from RefSeq and is a predicted model, not a curated record. Gene Ontology annotation, molecular function: DNA-binding transcription factor activity, RNA polymerase II-specific; RNA polymerase II transcription regulatory region sequence-specific DNA binding.
UAAAUAUCCCGAGCACGGACGAAGCCACGCUAACUACUUUGAUGUGUACACAGGUAGUUUUUUAAAUUUUAUUAUUAACUUUGGACAACGAGGAGACGACACCAUGACAGUCACUUCGAAGCGUACUCUGAAAUAUUCGAUUGACGAGAUUCUACGUAAAGACUGUGGGAACGAUUCGGAUAUCACCCGAGAACCGUUCGGGACCCACCAACGAGACAGUGGUGCCAGACGCCAAUCCAAUGCAAUAUCCAGUACACACACCGCUUGUAGGCAAACUCACGUGCCAGCGAUGGUCGAAUCGACGAUGAUACCAGCACACCAACAACCAACAGCAGCUUACUGGCCGUAUCAUCAACUUUAUCAAAACUACUCCCUGCAACCUAAUAAAUUGACUCCAACUCCGUUAGAUUAUCGUUUACUAUACUCAACAUUCCUGUCACAUUCACAGCUUGCCUUCCAAAAUUCAGAUCAACAAAUCGCACGUCGUCGUAUUAGUCCAUUAUCCCCAGCAUCUUACACUGGCUGUUAUGGUCUUGUACCGAAUCAAACACACUUUAUCAAUGGACCACACUAUUCUCAUACCUUCAAUGAUUCAACGGACAAAAGCGACCACGAACCUCAGAAACGGCACCCAACGCAAGCAAUAUCUCCAUGCGAUAGAGACAAACAUGCCAAACUUGGAAAACCUGAUACGGACAUUUCAAACACAAAAGUCUUACAUAUUGAAGACGAUAGUGUUGACGAUAAAGAGGUUGAAUACGACUCCGCCUCAGAAGACGAGGAACAUGCACGACGCAGAGAAACUGUCUGUAAAAUAGAGAACGAAACAGAGGAAACAGACGGCGACUUAGAGGAAAGUCACGACGACAAUAACAAUGAUUUCACACUAGAAACAGAUUCGAAAUACAAAAAACCUAAAAGAAGAGCGAGAACCACGUUUUCACCAGAACAGUUACGAGAACUAGAGAACGUUUUUAAAAUCACGCAUUACCCAGAUGUUCAUACACGUGACAAAUUAGCACGUGCAACUGAUUUACCCGAACAGAGAGUGCAGAUAUGGUUUCAAAAUCGGAGAGCCAAAUGGAGGAAAUAUGAAAAAUUGGGCAAUUUUGGUGGUCUGCAAGACUUGACGGAAACUGAAAUGGUUCCAGCCCCGAGAUCAUCGGCGGCAUCAACUCAUCAUCAUGGCUACAAUGAAAUUAACUUUGAUGACUGUCCUCAGCCAGACGUGGUCAGUAAUGAAUAUAGUCAAAUGGUAUCAGCGGCUGGAAUAACGAUACCUGUGCCUCCUGUCAUCCCGGCGAUAUCGCCCCCAGCGGUCAAUAUAAAUGAAACACCCGGGGGAAAUCGUGUAAGACGUUCAAGUAUUGCCACGUUGAGAUGGAAAGCCAAAGAACACGAAGCGGAGAUCGAAAAACAAUACUUCCGGUGA